Molecule: messenger RNA, 1833 nt
Organism: Candida tropicalis MYA-3404
Lineage: Eukaryota; Fungi; Ascomycota; Pichiomycetes; Serinales; Debaryomycetaceae
Gene: SPT23
Product: Spt23p
Exons: 1
Coding region: 1-1833 (610 amino acids)
Source: RefSeq, a predicted model, not a curated record
AUGGACAUUUUUAGUGAAUUUAUUGACAUGGACUUCCCUUCAGUCCACGUCCCUCCUUCAACUGACAAUAUAAAAUUCGGCAACCCUCUGCCAAAUACUACUCCUUCUACAAUCAAAGUAGAUCCAAGCUACCUUUCCAUUGCUCCAGAGAAUUUAGCGUAUUCUUUACGCAUUGGCAAAUUGCCUGCAUACUCCAGAGUAGAGACACAGAUUAAAUUGGAAUUGCAGCUUCACACAACAAACCCUUCAGCUCCAGCUUUCAAUCACCUUAAACUUGCUCAAGAUUUAGUUAGCAAAAACAAAUACUGUUUGGCUGAAGAACUUCCAGCAUCAUUACAGCCUACCACUCUUUUCUUGGAUGCAUAUGUCUUAACAAGUGACUUACAAAACUCAUGUCAGAUAUGUGAACGUUGUACUGAAAGAGAAAGAAAAAGAUCUUCAAGAGGAACCAAAUCAUCUGGUAAGAUGUGGGAUAGUGACCAGCCUAAGAAGGCAAUUAUAUUUAAUUCCAAAGAAUUGGUUCCAUUAACUGUUGUUCCUGGAUGUGAUUUAAAAUUUGAUUUGUCUGCAAGAAUAAUUUGUUACUGUAGACACCACAAGGAACUGGAGGGGUUUAAAAUUCUUAUUGUGUUGAAGGACUUCACUGGUAAUGUUGUUGCUAAACAAGUUACUACUCCUAUUUUGAUUAUGGAUAGAAAGAAAUCUGCUACUAGUCCACCUAACACAAGUAAGACAGUACUUCCUGAAUCGGGUGGGGAAAUCUUCCAUCAGCUCUCUCCUCCAGAGUCAGCAUCGGCAUCUGAAGAACCUACAUUUAAAAAGGCACGUCUUUCGAAUACAACAGAUGCUACAAGUCCGUUUAGUGAUACUUCCACUUCAAUCAAUCGUCAAUACUCGUCAUUGAGUUUACACAAUCAACAGUUUCAAUUUACAUCGCCUAGUCAGCAACCACAUUUCCCAACUCCAAUGAUUCAGAAAAUUAUUCCGCAACAAGGUCUGAUUAGAGGAGGUAUUGAAGUGACAAUCUUGGGAUGCAACUUUCGUCCCGGUUUACUGGUUAAAUUUGGUGUCAAUCAAGCCUUGGCUACCCAUUGUUGGUCAGAAACUACCAUCGUGACUUACUUACCACCAGCCGCUCAACCGGGUCAGGUUUUGGUUAGUUUUGAGAAUCAAGAUACUAAUGUUAUGUAUGGCGGUCCACAACAGCAACAAGUGUUCACCUAUACUGAUGAUACCGAUAGACAGUUGAUUGAAUUGGCAUUGCAAAUUGUUGGAUUGAAGAUGAAUGGUAAAUUGGAUGAUGCUAAAAACAUUGCCAGGAGAAUAGUUGGUACUGAUGCCACUUCCAAUAACAACAGUAAUUAUGUAUCGUCGACAACUUCUCCGAAUACUAGUGAGUGGUUUGAUUCUGAUAAUAAGAAUCUUGCCAAAUUGAAUAAGUUGGUGGAAUUCUUCGAAUCCAGAACCAAUAAUGAUGCUGAUUUGAAGAAAUGGUCAAGUAUGAAGACGUCAGAAAUCUUUGGCGAAGAGGAAGAAGAAUACUUUGCUGAUAGUGAAGCAGUUCCGUCCUACAAGUCUAUUUUCCCAGAACCACAAAGCACAACACAAGAAGCUGAAGCUGAGGUGACAUCUGAUUCUUCUGAAGACAUGGUGGUGAAUUAUAUUAAUCAUCCACGUAAAACAGUGGAAAAUGAUAAAAUGUUGAUAUUUUUCUGGAUACCAGCCCUAGUGGCAAUUUUCACCAUAUUUUUCAUGGUUUAUGUUAUGGGUUUCGAAUUGAACAGUAAUAUUGUUUUUGAUAAGAUUGUACAAGUAAUUUCUUCUUUUAGCUAA